CAGAAAGAAGAAGCUAUGGCUGCAGUGAUAUUGGAGAGCAUCUUUCUGAAGCGAUCCCAGCAGAAAAAGAAAACAUCACCUUUAAACUUCAAGAAGCGCCUCUUUCUCCUGACCGUGCAAAAACUUUCCUACUAUGAGUAUGACUUUGAACGUGGGAGAAGAGGCAGUAAGAAGGGUUCAAUAGAUGUUGAGAAGAUCACCUGUGUUGAAACAGUGGUUCCUGAGAAAAAUCCUCCCCCCGAAAGACAGAUUCCGAGAAGGGGAGAAGAGUGCAGUGAAAUGGAGCAGAUUUCAAUUAUUGAAAGGUUCCCUUACCCCUUCCAGGUUGUAUAUGAUGAAGGGCCUCUCUAUGUCUUCUCCCCAACUGAAGAACUGAGGAAGCGUUGGAUUCACCAGCUCAAAAAUGUAAUCCGGUACAACAGUGAUCUGGUACAGAAAUACCACCCUUGCUUCUGGAUCGAUGGGCAGUAUCUCUGCUGCUCUCAGACAGCCAAAAAUGCUAUGGGCUGCCAAAUUUUGGAGAACAGGAAUGGAAGCUUAAAACCUGGGAGUUCGCACAGAAAGACAAAAAAGCCUCUUCCUCCCACGCCUGAGGAGGACCAGAUCUUAAAAAAGCCACUGCCCCCUGAGCCAACAGCAGCACCUGUCUCCACAAGUGAGCUGAAAAAAGUUGUAGCCCUUUAUGACUACAUGCCAAUGAAUGCAAAUGAUCUACAGCUGCGGAAGGGUGACGAGUAUUUUAUCCUGGAGGAGAGCAACUUACCCUGGUGGCGAGCCCAGGAUAAAAAUGGGCAGGAAGGCUACAUCCCUAGUAACUAUGUAACCGAGGCAGAGGACUCCAUAGAAAUGUAUGAGUGGUAUUCCAAACACAUGACUCGGAGUCAAGCUGAGCAACUGCUAAAGCAAGAGGGGAAAGAAGGAGGCUUCAUUGUUAGAGACUCCAGCAAAGCUGGAAAAUAUACAGUGUCUGUGUUUGCCAAAUCUACAGGGGAACCUCAAGGGGUGAUACGCCAUUAUGUUGUGUGUUCCACACCUCAGAGCCAGUAUUACCUGGCUGAGAAGCACCUUUUCAGCACCAUCCCUGAGCUCAUUAACUACCAUCAGCAUAACUCUGCAGGACUCAUAUCUAGGCUCAAAUAUCCAGUGUCUCAACAAAACAAGAAUGCACCUUCCACUGCAGGCCUUGGCUAUGGAUCAUGGGAAAUUGAUCCAAAGGACCUGACCUUCUUGAAGGAGCUGGGGACUGGACAAUUUGGAGUAGUGAAGUAUGGGAAAUGGAGGGGCCAGUAUGACGUGGCCGUCAAGAUGAUCAAAGAAGGCUCCAUGUCUGAGGAUGAGUUCAUUGAAGAAGCCAAAGUCAUGAUGAAUCUGUCCCAUGAGAAACUGGUGCAGUUGUACGGCGUCUGCACUAAACAGCGCCCCAUCUUCAUCAUCACUGAGUACAUGGCCAAUGGCUGCCUCCUGAACUACCUGAGGGAGAUGCGCCACCGCUUCCAGACUCAGCAGCUGCUGGAGAUGUGCAAGGAUGUCUGUGAAGCCAUGGAAUACCUGGAGUCAAAGCAGUUCCUCCACCGAGACCUGGCGGCCCGAAACUGUUUGGUAAACGAUCAAGGAGUUGUUAAAGUAUCUGACUUCGGCCUGUCCAGGUAUGUUCUGGAUGAUGAAUACACAAGCUCAGUAGGCUCCAAAUUUCCAGUCCGGUGGUCUCCACCAGAAGUUCUUAUGUAUAGCAAGUUCAGCAGCAAAUCUGACAUUUGGGCUUUUGGGGUGCUGAUGUGGGAAAUUUACUCUCUGGGGAAGAUGCCAUAUGAAAGAUUUACUAACAGUGAAACAGCUGAACACAUUGCCCAAGGCCUACGUCUCUACCGGCCUCAUCUUGCUUCCGAGAGGGUAUAUACCAUAAUGUACAGCUGCUGGCAUGAGAAAGCAGAUGAACGUCCCACCUUCAAAAUUCUUCUGAGCAACAUUCUAGAUGUCAUGGAUGAAGAAUCCUGAGCUCACCAAUAAGCUUCUUGGUCCUACUCCUCUACUCCACAAGCCCCAAUUUCACUUUCUUUGAGGAAAUCCCAGGCUUACAGGCCCUGGAGCCUUUGUGCUCUUGCUGAAUACACAAAGGCCCCUCUCCACAUCUAGGAAUGCCUUUCUAUCUCUUCCCUUGGAUAGUACCUUCUGAGCAAAGGCCAAGGAAUUAUUGUGCCUGGUAUUUUCCCCCAGAGAGGAAAUUUCCCAAGAGUAUUAAAACAGACUGAAUUUGGGAUGGAAACAUUUUUGGGGAGGGAGGGAAUGUAAAUAGCCUCACAAUGGGUCCAACUGCUCUUUGGGUAGGCAAUAGAGCUUGCGGGGAGGGAGGUAGAAUUUGGCAGGAAUAAAAUGGUGUCAUAAAA
Messenger RNA from Lagenorhynchus albirostris (white-beaked dolphin), 2384 nucleotides. It is a transcript of the gene BTK, whose product is annotated as Bruton tyrosine kinase. Gene Ontology annotation, molecular function: ATP binding; protein binding; non-membrane spanning protein tyrosine kinase activity. Gene Ontology annotation, biological process: adaptive immune response; intracellular signal transduction; T cell receptor signaling pathway. NCBI's taxonomy places the organism in Eukaryota, Metazoa, Chordata, Mammalia, Artiodactyla, Delphinidae. Bases 16 to 1995 code for a protein of 659 amino acids. The transcript has 18 exons. The record is from RefSeq and is a predicted model, not a curated record.